This is a messenger RNA of Papaver somniferum (opium poppy), 1442 nucleotides long. RefSeq names its product salicylate carboxymethyltransferase-like. The coding region runs from base 150 to 1286 and encodes 378 amino acids. NCBI's taxonomy places the organism in Eukaryota, Viridiplantae, Streptophyta, Magnoliopsida, Ranunculales, Papaveraceae. The record is from RefSeq and is a predicted model, not a curated record. The transcript is spliced from 4 exons. Gene Ontology annotation, biological process: methylation. Gene Ontology annotation, molecular function: S-adenosylmethionine-dependent methyltransferase activity.
CAUUACUCCAAAUCCAAAAUGAUCAUAUAAAGAAGAGUACUAAAAGCUAAUAUACACUCUAUAUAUAACAAGUUUAAAGGCCUCCAAGUGAACAGCAAAAAGAUCCUUACAGGACUAGUGCGUUGCGAGUUUUUAUCAAGUAGUAAUCAAUGGAUCAAGCCACUCAACAUCUCUAUAUGAAUAAGGGCAUUUCAGAAUUUAGUUAUUCCUCUAACUCACCAGUUUCAAAGACAGCUAUAUACAAAACGAAGCCAGUGGUAGAGGAAGCAAUACUGGACAUAUUAUCCAAGUUCUGUAGCAGUACUACCAUCUCUGCAACCGAGAAGAUUCCGAGUAUAUGUGUUGCAGAUUUAGGUUGUUCUUCUGGCCCAACUGCACUGCUGGUCAUUUCUGACCUGUUGGACACUAUUUACGACAAAUAUCGUGAGGCUACCAUGGUUAUGCCCGAGAUCCUCGUGUUUCUUAAUGAUCUUCCUGGGAACGACUUUAACAAUCUUUUCAAGUACUUCAAAAGUUUUUGCGAAGAGUUAAAAAAUACCAAAGGAGAUGGUUUUGGACCAUGUUUUGUUGCUGGGUUGCCGGGCACAUUUUACGGUAGACUUUUUCCAAGUAACAGUGUUCACUUCGUUCAUUCUUGCUACGGUCUCCACUGGUUAUCCCAGGUUCCUACAGGGAAUGAAAGCAAUAAGGGGAACGUUUAUAUCGCAAAAUCAACUCCUCCUCCCGUGAUUGAAGCGUACUUGAAGCAGUUCAAGGAAGAUUUUAUCGUUUUUUUGAAGUGUCGUUCCGAGGAACUAAUCAGGGGAGGACGAAUGGUGCUAACAAUCUUGUGCAGGGAAAGUUCAGAUCCUACCAGUAAAGAGUGUUGCGCUUUGUUUGGGCUAUUAUCCAUGGCACUCAAGGACAUGGUUUCAAAGGGAGAGGUUGAAGAGGAGAAAUUAGACAUAUGGAACUUUCCAAUUUAUUUUCCAUCCGUCGAAGAAGUGAAAGCUAUAAUCCAAAAUGAAGGUUCGUUCUGGGUUAAUCAACUAGAGACAUUUCACGUGAAUUGGGAUGGUAGUGAUUCUAGUGAAGGAGGUUCAAUGACAGACACGCUCAAAAGUAGUUAUCUCAUUGCCAACAACAUCAGAUCCGUCUCAGAGUCUUUACUAACGAGUCAUUUCGGGAAGGAGAUAAUACAUGAAUUGUUUGUUAGGUUCAGGAAGAAAAUUGAAGAAUAUGCUGUCAAGGAGAAAACCGAGUACACUAACCUUGUUAUUUCCGUGACUAAUGGUGGAAUGACCUAGCUCAUCCUGGUUUGGACUUGGAAGUAAUUUUCUCUUGUUAUUUUUUAUAAAGUUUCUCUAAAGGUGUGAUUGUGCCCCUAUUAGUCGCAUAUUUUAUUGAGAGAUGAUGGAGCUACCGAGGGCUGUUUGAUGUUUUUACUGUAUUUUUCUACUUCA